GAUCACCGUGAUGAGGGCCAGGCAGGGGUACCGGAUUUCUUCAGCAUUUUCCUUUCUCUCCGUUAUUUAGUGUGUUUUUACUAUCUCACAUCCAGUGAACAGGUGGAGGCUUUUCAAGUUCUCUAUGCCAGCGUAAUGGUGGCAUUUCAGACCCCCGCCCUUUUCUGUAUUCCAAGUUUUUUUUUGUUUUUUUUAGAUUUCAUGCCUCAUUCUGCUCGUACAGUUUUUCAAAGUGCGUCGAGAUGUUCUGUCGCGAAGUAGGAAACUCCUCUGGACGUACGCGGAUGAACUAUUUUUUCUGUGGCAGAGACUGAUCAGAUUUGCUCUGCAUUACUGUUGGCUUUUACAGAAAAAAACAUGCAUCAUAACCAGGAGGAGCAGUCGGUAAAUCCAAUUACUGCGCAGCACGGGACAGCGCACCACAGUGACACCCACGGCCUGGGGAGCAGCUUGGGCAGCAGCCUCACUGACCUCCAGCCACCUGCUUACUCCAAACUGGAGUUCAGGAGAAAUUCAGUGUCAGAUGAUUAUAAGAUCACAACCCAGGUCCUCGGCCUGGGAAUCAAUGGCAAAGUGCUGGAAUGUUACUGCAAGAAAACAGGAGAGAAGUGUGCCCUCAAGAUCCUGUAUGAUACUCCUAAAGCUAGACGAGAGGUUGAGCUGCACUGGCGAGUUUCCGGAGGUCCCCACAUUGUCCGAAUACUCAGCCUGUAUGAGAACAUGCACCAGGGGAAGAAAUGUCUCCUCAUCAUAAUGGAGUGUAUGGAGGGAGGGGAGCUGUUCAGUCGCAUUCAGGCCAGAGGGGACCAGGCUUUCACGGAGAGAGAGGCAUCAGAGAUCAUGCAUGACAUCGGCACAGCCAUAGAGUACCUCCACCACAUGGACAUUGCUCAUAGGGAUGUAAAGCCUGAAAACCUGCUCUAUACUAUGAAGGAGAGUAACGCUACACUAAAACUGACUGACUUUGGCUUUGCUAAGGAGACCAUGCUGCACAACUCCCUGCAAACUCCUUGUUACACACCAUAUUAUGUCGCCCCAGAGGUGCUUGGGCCAGAGAAAUAUGACAAAUCUUGUGACAUGUGGUCUCUCGGCGUCAUAAUGUACAUUCUUCUGUGUGGGUUUCCUCCGUUCUACUCAAACACAGGUCAGGCCAUCUCUCCAGGCAUGAAGCAGAGGAUCAGGUUGGGCCAAUAUGAGUUCCCCAACCCUGAGUGGGCUGACGUUUCUGAGGAAGGUCAGGAUUUGCACAUAAUAUUCAUCAAUACCAAACAGCUGAUCAUUCAGUUACUGAAGACAGACCCCAAUGAGAGGAUGACAAUUGGACAGUUCGUGAACCAUCCUUGGAUUAGUCAGUCAAUGGUGGUCCCUCCAACACCCCUCCACACCUCUCGUGUUUUGACAGAGGACAGGGAGCUUUGGGACGAUGUUAAGGAGGAAAUGACCAGUGCCCUGGCCACCAUGCGUGUUGACUACGACCAGGUGAAGAUCAAAGACCUAGACAUGUCCAAUAAUCCUCUGCUCAAUAAGAGACGGAAGAGGCCUAUGACUGAAGGGUCCGACACAGGAGGAGAUGGUGAUGGAGGAGUGGUGUGUAAUAGUCACAGAGAAGUUACAUUUUCUGAAAAGCAUGGGGAAAUGAUUAUUUGAGAAAAAUAGUAUAAAAGUCUGAAAGCCAGAGUGAGCAAUAUUUUUCCAUCUACAUGUCACUUUGUUGUAUUUUACUCACAUUUUCUCUGUCGUUGUUUAUUUUGAUUGUUACCACUCUGACAUUAAAAAUACAAUGUUGUGUUUUUUUUGUGUUUUA
Messenger RNA from Micropterus dolomieu (smallmouth bass), 1804 nucleotides. RefSeq names its product MAP kinase-activated protein kinase 2-like. The record is from RefSeq and is a predicted model, not a curated record. The transcript has 10 exons. Lineage: Eukaryota; Metazoa; Chordata; Actinopteri; Centrarchiformes; Centrarchidae. Gene Ontology annotation, biological process: response to cytokine; intracellular signal transduction; protein autophosphorylation. The coding region runs from base 358 to 1647 and encodes 429 amino acids. Gene Ontology annotation, molecular function: calcium/calmodulin-dependent protein kinase activity; ATP binding; calmodulin binding. Gene Ontology annotation, cellular component: nucleus; cytoplasm.